GUUUUAGGUAGUGAGUUAAUGUUUUUCCACUGUCAAUCGCAGUCCUUUUGCCUACAAAAUCGGUUGUGUAGCGGCAAACUGUAAUAAAAUGAAGAAUUUUAUUUUUCUUAUCGUUAUAGCAGUAGUUCAUAUAAAUGAUGUACUGAGUGCUGUAAAUCCGCUAGUUGCACAGUGCAAAGGUCGUUCCUUUGAUAAUUUGCAAGAGAGAAUUCAAAUCUCUGCAUGUCAAUCGGCUAAAAGUCGCUGUAAACUACGUAAAGGCACAGACGUCCACGUUACAUUCAAGUUCAAACCCACAACAACUGUGAAAACUCUUAAGAAUGAAGUAUAUGCGGAUAUCGCGGGGGUGCCAUUACCGUUCAUUGGCGUGACGGGACGGGAUGCGUGUCAGUCCGUGGUUAGAGCAGAUGACGGCUCACCAGCCCGGUGCCCACUCGAAGCGAACGUAGAAUACGUUUAUACAAACAUCUUUCCAGUAGAAUCCUACUACCCAGAGGUCACGCUCCGUGUACACUGGGCACUUAUAGACGGAAGUCGAGACGUUAUUUGUUUCGAAGUUCCUGCUGCCAUCUCGCCCGCCUCGAAAAAAGGGUAAAUGCUAACGCCUACCAGUAGUAUCCAGGUUGUAACGCGAGAAGUAGCCUUUUUUAUACUUAAAGCUGUAUUUGAGCUUAAAAUUAAACAAGUAAAGCUU
Molecule: messenger RNA, 694 nt
Organism: Zerene cesonia (dogface butterfly)
Lineage: Eukaryota; Metazoa; Arthropoda; Insecta; Lepidoptera; Pieridae
Product: NPC intracellular cholesterol transporter 2 homolog a-like
Exons: 3
Coding region: 89-595 (168 amino acids)
Biological process (GO): sterol transport
Molecular function (GO): sterol binding
Source: RefSeq, a predicted model, not a curated record